CAAAUUGUUAUUCACUUUUGGAUAUUGGGGUUUCAAAGUGUUCUCUGUUUUCUCACACAAUCGUUUCUAUCCUUGUCCUUAAUACUACUCCUUCAAGAAAAAACAAUUUAUAUAUGGAAAUUGAAGAACCCAUGAUGAAGUCUAGGUUCACACGCAUCUGUGUUUACUGUGGCAGCAGUCCUGGAAAGAAUCCUAGCUACCAAAUUGCUGCAAUUCAGCUCGGAAAACAACUGGUGGAGAGGAAUAUUGACUUGGUUUAUGGAGGAGGAAGCAUAGGUUUGAUGGGUCUAAUCUCACAAGUUGUUUAUGAUGGUGGACGCCACGUGUUAGGAGUCAUUCCCAAGACACUUAUGCCAAGAGAGAUCACUGGAGAGACUGUAGGAGAAGUAAGAGCUGUAUCGGGGAUGCACCAACGCAAAGCCGAAAUGGCUCGACAAGCAGAUGCAUUUAUUGCCUUGCCAGGUGGAUAUGGCACCCUGGAAGAACUACUAGAAAUUAUUACAUGGGCUCAAUUAGGUAUCCAUGAUAAACCGGUGGGGCUAUUGAACGUGGAUGGGUACUACAACUCGCUGUUGGCAUUCAUGGACAAAGCUGUAGACGAAGGUUUUGUAACACCAGCUGCCCGUCACAUUAUUGUAUCUGCCCAAACUGCCCUAGAUCUCAUGUGCAAACUUGAGGAAUAUGUCCCUAAGCACUGUGGUGAGGGCCCCAAACUAAGUUGGGAGAUGGAGCAACAAUUAGUUAACACAGCAAAGUCAGAUAUUUCUCGUUGACUAAAUUAAUAUUCAAAGUCUUCUAUAAUUACACUAAUGCACCGUCACGGGCCCUACAUUUUAAUUAGUGUUUAAUUAAUAAUAGAAAAGUACUAUCAACCCAAAAACAACCAAACCAACCCGUAUAGUCUAUAGAUGUAAGCUUCACAAAAAUAGAGUGACCAUAUUCCCUUUUAGUUUAUACGUGGAUUUGAAUUUAAUCAUUUCAACUAUUGCUUAGUUUCUGUUUGUUGUCAAGAUUUACUGCAUUAGCUCUUGCUUAGUUGCUUUUGUUCUUUAAUUUAUCUUUUCCCGUUGGCUUUUACAGCUCAAACUAUGUAUUUAGUUACGAACUAAUUAUGUAUUAGAGUUUGACCAAAGAUGAAAGAUGAUAAAUGAAUUUUCUAUCA
This is a messenger RNA of Cicer arietinum (chickpea), 1162 nucleotides long. RefSeq names its product cytokinin riboside 5'-monophosphate phosphoribohydrolase LOG3-like. Gene Ontology annotation, molecular function: hydrolase activity, hydrolyzing N-glycosyl compounds. Lineage: Eukaryota; Viridiplantae; Streptophyta; Magnoliopsida; Fabales; Fabaceae. Gene Ontology annotation, biological process: cytokinin biosynthetic process. The record is from RefSeq and is a predicted model, not a curated record. Gene Ontology annotation, cellular component: cytosol; nucleus.